CUGACUAUUUCAGAGAAGGAAACAAUGAUUCCGAGGAUAGUGGGCUGCGAUUUGCUACUUGUCAGUCGUUAUGGAAACAGAUCAAAUCCGAAACGGAGCAAAUACAAGAAGAAUUGAAUAAACAGUUAUUUGAUAACCUAGUAAGUUUUCUAAGACGGUCUCAUUCCGAGUUCCAAGAGAAGACAACAGAAUGGACUUGUCGGAUGAAGUCCAGAGAAAUCCCUACUGCAGCUCUUGUUUUAGGUGUAAAUGUUACAGAUCAUGACUUGACAUUUAAAAGCCUCUCGGAAGUCCUUCAGAAUAACAUUACUCCUUAUGUAGCCUUGCUGCAAGCCAAAGAUUGCCCAGGCAUAAAAAAUCUGAUGCAGAAGUUGAUGGGGCAGCUGAUGAACUGUUAUAUAGACGUGGACUCAUCGGAUGAGGAGGACUAUAUUCAGGUUUCCCAGAACAGAAUACGUUGUUCGAUGGCUUCUCUUAUCAGCUGGUAUGAGAAUAUAACAAAGAAAACAGAUUCUGAAACUCCAAGCAAAAAAAGAACUUCUUCCAGACACUUGCGAUCUCCUCCAGUUGUGGUUGUCUUCAAAGAUAUGGAAAGUUUCACCACUAAAGUACUCCAAGACUUCAUAGUCAUCAGCAGUCAGCAUAUCCGUGAAUUACCUCUAGUACUGAUUUUUGGAAUUGCUACAUCUCCAAUGAUCAUCCACAGCUUACUUCCUCACUCUGUUUCUUCUCUGCUGUGCAUAGAGCUUUUCCAGUCCCUUUCCUGUAAGGAGCACCUCUCUACUAUAAUUGACAAGCUGCUUCUAACAACUCAGUUCCCCUUUAAACUAAGUGAGAAAGUUCUGCAGGUUCUCAUCAACAUAUUCUUGUACCAUGAUUUCUCUGUCCAGAAUUUCAUCAAAGGAUUUCAGCUCUGUAUUGUGGAACAUUUCUAUUCUCAACCCCUUAGUGUGUUGUGUUGUCAACUGGUAGAAGCUAAGAAGAGAGUAAAUUCUUUAUCACAUAGUCAGUGUGAAAACGUUCGAAGGCUGCCCUCCUUUAGAAGGUAUGUGGAAAAUCAGGUAUCAGAAAAACAGAUUGCACUGCUGACAGCAGAUAACUUCUUAAAGGAAGUAAUACAGAAGUUACUGGAGGACUUGCACGUUUACCAUGAAAAUUAUGUUCCCGUUCUGAGAUGCCUUCAUGUUUUCACAUCUUCUCUUCCAAAGUACCCUUUGGGCAAACAGAUCAGGGAGCUGCACUGUGCAUGUUUGGAAAACAGAGUGUGGGAGACAGAAGAGUAUGAGUCAUCUCUUCAGCUAGCAAGAAUGUUGAAUAAGUCUGACUUGGUAACCGUGCUUGAAAAGUGUGUGGAGAUUUUUGUGUCAUCUUCUGGGAAAGAGUUUGAUAAGGCGGUAGAGAAAUUGAAGGAGUUCUUGGCCGAGUUUCAGAAACUGGAAGCAGGAGCUUGCCAAGAACGAGACGAAUCUGUAUCGUCACAAAAGGAGCUCCAGAAGAAGACAGACCUUUAUCACCUUCAGAAGACCUUGUUGGAGUUGAAGGAAUCAAGGCGGUCUAAGAAACUGACAAAGUUUGAAAUGCUUCGUUUUGAAGUUGUUGACUUUAUAGACAAUCUUGUAAGAAAUUACCUUACACCUUCAGACCACAAGACUCUGCAUGAGAUAAUGUAUUUCAACACAGCCAGUGCUCUGCGUGAGCACUUGAAUGCUGCCCCAAGGAUUGCACUUCACACAGCUUUGAAUAACCCAUACUGCUACUUGAAGAAUCAAGCUUUGAAAAGUGACGGAGGAUCCAUUUCUAACAAAGCCCCUGACAUAUGCAUAGCGUAUAAGCUUCAUUUGGAGUGUGGCAGAUUAAUCAAUCUUGUUGAUUGGUUAGAGGCCUUCUCAACUGUGGUGAUGGCAGUUGAGGGACCAAAUGCAGAUGCAGCUGCCUCGGACCAGGUGGAUGACAUUAUCCAUGCUCGUUUUAUUCGAGCUGUUUCAGAACUGGAACUCCUAGGCUUCGUAAAGCCCAGCAAACAGAAAACUGAUCAUGUGGCAAGGUUGACAUGGGGAGGCUGUUAAGUGGCCAAUAAAGGAAGACCACAGAGAUGUUAUGUGUGCACCUCCAAAAUUUUAAUAAAUAGGCUCUUUAUAACACGGUGCAAUGGGUUUGUUCUCACUAAACUAGUUUUUGGUAAUACUGACUUUGACUCAGUAUGCAAAGACGGCUGACUGUUAUAAGAUGUAUUCUGAUUGCCUUGAUGAACUGUUAAAAAAAAAUGCUACCUCUUUUUUUUUUUUUUUGUAAAAUAGCCUCCAUAUAUGAUUUACUGCUCUGUCACUACUCAUGUUUCAAAUAUGCUUGCUCUACCAGUUUUUAAUCUUUGUGUGAUAGUUAAGACUAUAUUGAUAUAAUUCCAGCUACCAAGGCAACAUGAGAACACUGGAUAUGUAAGCUACAGAAAUGAUGAAGCAAUAUUGUUAAUUUGCUCAUAAUCUGAUGGGAUUUGAGUCAUCGUUACAAAAUGCCUUCCGGCUCCUUGAACAUUUAAAAAUAAAUCAACCUACUAUGCUACAAAAAGAGAUGGUAAACUUCCAUGUUCAGCAUCAACAACAUACUUUGCAAAGUAACUAGUGUUUUACCCACAAACCAGUCCUGGUCACAGAACCCUUAAAGGAUUGUUCAUGAGGACAAAGGGACAGUAGUUUUGAAGAUACAUGUUUAUGCCCUUUGCUUUUGCAGUUUUAAAACACUGUUAAAACUGUUCCCUUUUCAUAGUUAACUAGUUAGUACUAGCCAAAUUUGCUGCCAGUGGAAUUUAUGUCAGCAUAGGCUAAAUGAGAACAUGGCACUGGGAGUAACUGCUUUUCUCUUUCAGGACGGGUGUUGUACAGUAGGACAAGGGAAACAGCUACAUGAGAAUAAAGCAGUUGGUGGUUGACAGUGUUAAAACACUGUGUAGCUGACAGCUCUUAUGUGAAAAUUUCUGCUUUUGAUGGACAGAACCUUCUAAGCCAUUUGUGCCCGGUGCAACAAGAACAUGCUGCUCACAGUGUUAGCACCUUCCAGAUGAGUUUCUAUGGAGCAGUGUCUAUACCUGACUGCAGGUUACCAGUUCUGUACUGGUUGUAGGAACAGGACUGGAAUGGCUCGCAGCUGCUUAUGGAUGUUUAGUCAGGUUGUUUAGUCAGGAAGGAGCCAAAGAUCUGCUAUUCCUUGUCAACGGUCAGCCAAAGAUCAUUUCCUGAUACUGCAACGUAAGCCACAAAGGCAAAGUGCUGUGCAAAAGAGCUGGAAAAUCCACAGGCAUCCCUGGAGUACUGGGCUCCCAAGGGAGCACAGGCUGUGUUAAGGAAAGUCUACACCUGAUUACAGCCACGUUCUUCUGCUUCCUGGAUUGUCAAGCGGCUUUUUAAAAAUUUUUAUUUAUUUAACUGACAUUUAAAAGCGACACUGCAGCUUUUACAGACUCGGCUCAGAGAGCAAAUGUGUUUCUGCUGAUGCCCUAUAUCCGUGUUUUCCAACCAUGGAAAAAGCUGUAUUCCCUCCAGAACGACGUAUACAUCUGCCAUACUUUGAUAAACUGCCUUGAGGGCUGCAGGAUGUGUAUUUCAGCAGUAUGGAUGGGUGGGGACUUAAGUCAGUCUUAUCACUUAGUAAAGGGUUACAGUUAGAGAAAAGUAUUCAGACUUUAUGCAUCCUAGCCUACGCAAAGAAAAAAAGCAAAUACUAAUUGCUCCUAGUUAACUCUAGGAAACCAUUCACCUCCAAAAAAAACCUCCCAGCCUGCCUCAGCUGAGUGGAGUAUUACAGACCUUCCUGAGGGAUUUAAAUGCUGUGUUCAGUGUGUUGUGUUCAGCUGUCACUAGAUUCCAGAUGCUUCUGCUUAGUUGCAUUGGCACACCUGCCUGCAACUUUAGACUUGCUCCUCAUAAAACACUAAAAAGCACAGUAGAAAACUGCAGCCUGGAGCUCUGAAUGGUGAAUCAUUUACAUAACAGCAGAUCUGCUGUAAUAGGACAUGGGUAAGUCCCACUACAAAAAAAAACCCUAGAACUUAAUAUUUACAGAGGAACGGAUAUAAGAUAGGUUAGAUUUUUAGAUAUCAUCAGAGAAGAUAAGGACUUUAGUCAUUAUUUUUUGUGAUUGCCCUAGUUGCAGAGAUAGUAGAUGGCAAAGAUA
Molecule: messenger RNA, 4167 nt
Organism: Struthio camelus australis
Lineage: Eukaryota; Metazoa; Chordata; Aves; Struthioniformes; Struthionidae
Source: RefSeq, a predicted model, not a curated record